Filobasidium floriforme is the source of this 753-nucleotide messenger RNA. RefSeq lists its product as uncharacterized. The record is from RefSeq and is a predicted model, not a curated record. Bases 1 to 753 code for a protein of 250 amino acids. Lineage: Eukaryota; Fungi; Basidiomycota; Tremellomycetes; Filobasidiales; Filobasidiaceae. The transcript has a single exon.
AUGGCGCAAGAUUCCCAAGAACAGCCCGCUGAAGGAUCCAUCGGCUCAUUCAUCAGAUCUCUCCGCCUCGCCCAAUCUUACACACACGAUGGAUCUCUUGGACCAAGCAAUACAACGGCUCAGACCGAUCCGUCACUCGGAACGCCAUCUCAGAGUUCGAAUGAUCAGUCAAGUCAGGACCCUGCGGUACUUGGGCAAAACCGCCAAGAGAUUGCACGGGUGAUCAAGGACAUUCUAGACGGCAACAUCCAUCUUGCUAGUACCCCUGGUAUCAGACAAGCGAUCACUGAUGAAUGCUCCAAGUGGAAUCCGGCUAUCUGCGGCAGGGCGGAUUUUGUUGCGAAACUUCGAUCCCUUGGGGGGGAAGAAUUGGCGGCACAUCUUCUCAAGUUUCACGACAUGCAUGAUGAACCAUCUCGUCAGAGUUUCGUUGUCGCUUUGUGCGUGGCGAUCCAGAGAAAGUCGGAUUGGCAGCCUGAUCGCCGGAACGAACCACCCCGUGUAGACGCCAACGAUAAGAUCUUCACCCGUCUGUGUAGAGCAUGCGCCGACCGAGUGCGUGCCACUCCCGUAGAUGAGCGUACUUUCGAGAGCGAUUGGCUCAACUGGCAACGCUACACUCUUGUACCGAUUGUUCACACACUGGUAGAUGUGGGAUAUACGGACGCUGAACUGGACGAGCAGAUGUUGGCGAAUUUGGCGGAUGGAUUCGUGGUCAAUGCGUUUCAGAAGUGGUACGUAGCGCCUGAGUAG